AUGACAUCAACAUAUGAGCUAGCACAAUUCUUACGAGAAACUGGUCCAGAGCCAUUGAGCAGCCCAAACAAAUUACGUAAGAUGAUCGAUAAAUAUCGCUCCAAAUCUUCCACGCAGCGGAGCACAUUGCCGGCUAUCCUUAUCGAUUACAAAGAAUCCAGGGAAGAAAGUUUAGACGGGAGGGCCCCACGUGACACAAACAUGUCGAAUUCCACCCCUUUAAACCCCGCAUCAAACCCCGCUAAAUCUUUCCCCGCUGCCUCAAACAUCACCCCAGUCAGUCUCACGCCAUGCAAUAUAACAACGGCUUCGCACGACAAACUCGUGAACCUUGUGCACUGCGUUAACAUAAUCAAGAACGAUCUGCUUAAGGAGCACAGUAGGCGGCUAGCAGCAGAGCAAAGGGCUUUGCGCGCUGAAGAACUUGCUAGGCUGGCACUGAAUAGACUUUCUAGAUAUGAAUGA
Molecule: messenger RNA, 465 nt
Organism: Wallemia ichthyophaga EXF-994
Lineage: Eukaryota; Fungi; Basidiomycota; Wallemiomycetes; Wallemiales; Wallemiaceae
Exons: 1
Coding region: 1-465 (154 amino acids)
Source: RefSeq, a predicted model, not a curated record